ACUUCAACCCAACCAUGUCUCCCCCAAUCAAAAUCUUAUCUCAUCUCUAAACAAAACCCUCUUUCACAAUCUCCCCAUCUGCCAUUUUUCUUCCAAAAAUGGCUGCAAUCUUCUCGUGUUCUUCCCUCUACACCACUUCAAAAUCAUCUCUCUUCAACUACCCUAACCAACCUACUUCCUCCAUUCGCAGAUUCAGACCCAUUUGUUCUUCUUCACACAACCCUAAUCAAGUUCAAUUCACCCACAAACAGAAAGAUAGGUUUAGUGGGAUUAAAGAAUGUGUGUUGUCUGUAGCUUUGGCAAUUGGGUUGGUAACUGGUGUGCCGGCAGUGGGCUUUCCGGGUAAUGCCGUUGCGGUUGCCGUUAAUCCGGCAUUGUCGGAUUUAGCCGUGCUGAUAUCCGGGCCUCCGAUUAAGGAUCCGGAAGCUUUACUGCGGUAUGCUUUGCCAAUUGAUAAUAAAGCUAUCCGGGAGGUGCAGAAGCCUUUAGAGGAUAUUACCGAGAGUCUCAAGGUGUCGGGAGUAAAGGCUCUUGAUUCGGUCGAACGAAAUUUGAAGCAAGCUAAAAGAGCGCUUAUCCAGGGGAAGAGCAUGAUCAUAGCGGGAUUAGCGGAAUCGAAGAAAGACCAUGCGAUCGAGUUGCUUGGAAAACUCGAAGUUGGGAUGGAAGAGCUUCAGAAAAUUGCGGAGGAUAAGAAACGAGAUGCAGUAGCACCGAAACAGAAGGAGCUUCUGCAGUAUGUUGGAGGUGUUGAAGAGGAUAUGGUUGAUGGCUUCCCGUAUGAAGUUCCAGAAGAAUAUCAAAACAUGCCUCUUUUGAAAGGGCGAGCGACGGUGGAUAUGAAAGUCAAAGUCAAAGACAAUCCUAACCUUGAGGAAUGUGUGUUCAGAAUUGUUCUUGAUGGUUAUAAUGCUCCUGUAACGGCUGGAAACUUUAUAGAUUUGGUGGAAAGACAUUUCUAUGAUGGCAUGGAAAUCCAAAGAUCUGAUGGCUUUGUUGUUCAAACUGGCGAUCCCGAAGGCCCUGCUGAAGGUUUUAUCGACCCCAGUACAGAGAAGACGCGUACAAUACCUUUGGAAAUUAUGGUAGAAGGUGAAAAGACGCCUGUAUAUGGAUCAACAUUGGAAGACAUUGGUCUGUACAAGGCCCAAACUAAGCUACCGUUCAAUGCAUUUGGAACUAUGGCCAUGGCAAGAGAGGAAUUUGAAAACAACUCAGCCUCAAGCCAGGUGUUUUGGCUUUUAAAAGAGAGUGAAUUAACCCCUAGCAAUGCAAACAUUUUGGACGGGCGUUACGCUGUGUUUGGAUAUGUAACCCAAAAUGAGGACUUUUUGGCUGAUUUGAAGGUUGGAGAUGUAAUCGAGUCGGUUCAAGUAGUUGCAGGGUUGGAUAAUCUUGUUAAUCCAAGCUACAAGAUUGCUGGGUAAUUUGUCCAUUUUCAUAUUACUUUAUGAGGAUUGGUUGGAGAACAGUGGAUCAUUUUUAUGAGGGAAUUAUUAUAAUGUACUAUACUUUACUUAUAUGUAUGUUUUUAUAACUUUUGUAUGGCUUAUUCAUAUGAUAAUAAUGAUUCAAGUUUUUUAAACA
Molecule: messenger RNA, 1587 nt
Organism: Helianthus annuus (common sunflower)
Lineage: Eukaryota; Viridiplantae; Streptophyta; Magnoliopsida; Asterales; Asteraceae
Product: peptidyl-prolyl cis-trans isomerase CYP38, chloroplastic
Exons: 7
Coding region: 99-1427 (442 amino acids)
Biological process (GO): protein peptidyl-prolyl isomerization
Molecular function (GO): peptidyl-prolyl cis-trans isomerase activity
Source: RefSeq, a predicted model, not a curated record